AUGCCUAUCUUUUGUGAAUACGGUUUUGGCCCAGCACUCCCCUGGGUGUCUGGGCUGCCUCAUGGACGCUUGCUGGAGUACAUCUGCAGCAAGCCUCACUUUGACGAGAUCCAGGCAGCGGAGUACAUGAGACAACUUCUGGACGUAGUGCAGUACCUCCACAACUGCCGCAUCGCACACCUCGACAUUAAGCCUGAGAACCUUCUGGUGGAAGUUGGCGCAAUGGGAACUGGUCUCAAGCUGACUGACUUUGGUGACGCCCGACACAUCUACAACAACUACUAUAUCCACCCCAUCAUGGGCAACACUGAAUUCAUGAGUCCAGAGUUGAUCAGUGGAACUCCAGUGGGCCUCCUCACUGAUAUCUGGAGUAUCGGCAUCAUCGUGUACGUUCUGCUCAGCGGGGUGUCCCCUUUCCUGGAUGAGAGUCAGGAGGAAACAUGCUCUAACAUUGUCCGUAAUGACUACUGCUUCCCGAUGAGUACUUCGCGGGCAUCUCCCAGGAUGCCAAGGACCUGA
Molecule: messenger RNA, 519 nt
Organism: Haliotis rubra (blacklip abalone)
Lineage: Eukaryota; Metazoa; Mollusca; Gastropoda; Lepetellida; Haliotidae
Product: triple functional domain protein-like
Exons: 4
Coding region: 1-519 (172 amino acids)
Biological process (GO): positive regulation of apoptotic process; intracellular signal transduction; protein phosphorylation
Cellular component (GO): nucleus
Molecular function (GO): protein serine/threonine kinase activity; ATP binding
Source: RefSeq, a predicted model, not a curated record